Salvia hispanica is the source of this 1239-nucleotide messenger RNA. RefSeq names its product loganic acid O-methyltransferase-like. NCBI's taxonomy places the organism in Eukaryota, Viridiplantae, Streptophyta, Magnoliopsida, Lamiales, Lamiaceae. The record is from RefSeq and is a predicted model, not a curated record. Gene Ontology annotation, molecular function: methyltransferase activity.
UGAGCUUCUGAAAUCAAUAGCAAAAUUGAUAAUGGCUGAAUCAAUAUCUCCGAUGAAUGGCGGCAGCGGCACAUAUAGUUACGCUAGAAACUCCACUUGGCAGAGAAACGGGGCGCUUAUUGUGGAAGAUGCAGUAAAAGAGGCAGUGGCGGAGAGCCUUGAUCUAGCAAAGCUGUUGUGUGAGUCCAACACAUUCGUCGUCGCAGACCUCGGAUGUUCGGUGGGGCCCAACACAUUCUACGCCAUGGAAACCAUCAUCGGUGCCGUGCAGCAACUUAAGUGUGACCGAAGCCUCGAGUUCCAAGUUGCGUUCAACGAUCGAGUAGGCAACGAUUUCAACACUCUAUUUGCCUCUCUUCCUGAGCAUGGGAGGAACAGGAACUACUUUGCGGCGGCCGUGGCGGGCUCCUUCUACGGCAGGCUCUUCCCUUCCUCUUCCGUCCACAUCGCCUAUUCCUCGGCCUCGCUCAACUGGCUGUCCAAGGUGCCCGAGGGGUUGACCGCGGAAGGCUCUCCUGCGUGGAACGCUGCAAAGAUCCAUUACAGCGGCUCGUCCGACGCGGUGGCCAGGGCUUACGAGGAUCAGUUCGAGGAAGACAUGGAGGUGUUUUUCAGAUGCAGAGCGCAGGAGAUCGCGGCCGGAGGGCUGAGGCUGUUUAACAUGGCCGUCGUGCCUAGCAAAGACGUGCAGCAUCGUAUAGCUUCAUUGUUUACUUUUAUCGAGUCCAUCCUCAUCGACAUGGUCAAAGAGGGAGUAUUAGCGCAAGAGCGAGUGGAUUCGUUCAACAUUCCUAUUGUAUUUCCUUGGGUGGAGCAAGUAAGGAGAUUACUUGAGAAAAAUAAAUGUUUUGAAAUUGUGAAAAUGGAAAAGGUGGAAAUUGCAGGAAAGAGGGAUAGUAAGACUUCAGUAAUGCACAUUAGAGCAGGAUUGGAAGGAACUUUGAGUAAUCACUUUGGAAGUGAGAUUGUGGAACAAGUUUUUGAGAGGGCCAUCCAACAACAACACAACCUCCAAGUCAAACAUAUUGACAUAAGCUCCACCGGUAUCUUUGUUGUGCUCAGGCGCAACUAAAUAAACGCACGCUUUAAUCCAUAUUUGAUGACAUCCUUUGUAUUAUUGUAAAUUAUAUAACUUUUUUCUCUCUUUAACAAGGUAGAAUCAUAUCAAUAAAUGUUUGCAAGCUCAAAAAUUGUACAACUAUAUACACAGGAUUAUUCAAAUAUAAAUGUUCCAGCUAA